Annulohypoxylon maeteangense is the source of this 1458-nucleotide messenger RNA. RefSeq lists its product as uncharacterized. The transcript has a single exon. Bases 377 to 1285 code for a protein of 302 amino acids. The record is from RefSeq and is a predicted model, not a curated record. NCBI's taxonomy places the organism in Eukaryota, Fungi, Ascomycota, Sordariomycetes, Xylariales, Hypoxylaceae.
AAAUAAUCGUUUUUGAAUCAAAAACCAUUUGCUACACAACAACGUUUAAUUUCCACUAAAUGGUCGUUAAUGGGCAGACGCGUUUGGAGUUUAAAAACCGUUUUUGAAACCCCCCCAUUGCCACUACGGUAUCUACAGGAGCUUCAGUAUGCUGCCGAUACGUACCAAAUCGGUACAUCGGUCUGCCGGUCUGCGCGGAUUUGAGCUAUUUCAAACGUACAACACUGGAAUCCAUUAUCCAUCCAGGUCUUUUCCAAACGAACCAUCAUAAACUUAGAAUCCCUUUAUUAACAUCCUCAAUUCCACCAAUUUAUCAUCGUCAACCAUGAACCCCUCGCCGAAGGGAUUCAUGAGCAAUGUUCUACAUCGGUAGACUAUGAUUUUCAGGAAGUCAACUAUCGCGCUUUGCUCCAGCUCCAAUCUCCCCUCCUUCCUUUCGCCGCCGCCGCACCUUUUCAGUGGCCAUUGCAUAACGUCAUCAUGUAAUUCGACCACCCAACGGCCUCAAUGGUCUCCAAAUAGGGACUACGGACAUAUAAUUCCUCGAAAACGAUGCUAUGCUACCGUUUCUGAUGGGCCGAAGAAGCCGGACGCCUCUUCUCCCGAGCAUCAUGCUUGGCCUUCGUCGUCGCAACCAACACCCUACGAGAUAUUCGACCAACAAAAGACUGCGCCUUACAGCAAAUCCAAGUUUUAUGAAUUGGUCAAGCUCUAUCACCCAGAUCGACACCACCAUACUCAUCACCACUCCUUGUCGCAUUCAACUAGGCUAGAACGCUAUCGCCUGAUCGUGGCUGCAAAUCAAAUCCUUAGCGACCCGACCAAGCGUCGCGCAUACGAUCUGUACGGCUCGGGAUGGAGCGGAGUACGGAGUACAGAGAACAUCUACCGCUCCGUCGAUAAGUCAUGGCGGGACAUGCCCGGAAACGCUAGCAUGAACGCGACGUGGGAGGACUGGGAACGGUGGUACCAGGAACGGGACGGGAAAAAACAGGAGCAGCAGCCGAUAUACAUGUCUAACUCACUUUUCGCAAGUAUGCUGUGUAUGUUUGUCAUCGUUGGAAGUCUUGGUCAAGCUCAACGAGCAGGCACGAAUUCGAUGAAUCUCGUGGAGAUGAAGGACAAGCACCACGAGGCUAUCAACCACGACAUGAGAAAGCGGGAGCUCUAUCAAGCACCCCUCAGUAGAGGUGAGAGAGUCGAGCACUUCCUAAGACAAAGAGAAGGUUGGGCUCUCGCUUCGUCGCCUGACUCUUCCAAAUCACCUACUUCUGAUAAGGAAUAACUUGGGUAUUAUAAACCCCUAAAAGUUCUAUCCUAACAAUGCUAUUAUAUGUUUACGCAAUGCACAUUCUGUAUUUGGUCGUAUAACCUAAAGUAAUCAUACACUACAUAGGUAGGUAUACGGUUCAUAUAGGAUUCACAUAGCAUGUAAUAUAAUAUGGCAUAUACUUGAUA